Messenger RNA from Punica granatum (pomegranate), 3221 nucleotides. NCBI's taxonomy places the organism in Eukaryota, Viridiplantae, Streptophyta, Magnoliopsida, Myrtales, Lythraceae. The record is from RefSeq and is a predicted model, not a curated record.
UAAUAAGCCAAUUAGAUACCUCAACAUCAUCAACCCUCUCUUUCUCUUUCUGUCUCCCUAUCUCCCUCACUUCCCGUUCGACUCAAUACUCAAUCCCCGGCAGCACAGGCACAGCUCCCCCCGUCCAAAUCCAAUCCAAUGUCGUCGCCCAUGGCGUCAAGAGCUAGUGCUAGCUUAGGUGCUGGUGCUCUCUCCCAUAAUAACUUUAAGAGCUGGUGCUCCACUAACUUCGUCUUCUACACCACCUGGUACGGCCCGCCGUCUCCCGCCCAUCAACAUCAAGAAGAAGACCCGGCCACACUCUCUGCGCUCUCAGAGGCCAUCAAGACUUCCUUCUCUGUGGCUGAGGCUGACCCCCUCCUGGCCCUGCCCUCCCCCUCCUACUCCCACUCCCACUCCCUGCUGAAGCUUCUCCCUUCCCUCACCCCUCACCACAUCAUCGAUCUCAUCAACCUCAAUCCUCACAACCUCCCGCCCUUCUCUCUUCUCUCCUUCCUCAACUACCUCUCCUCAUCCUCUCACCCCACUGUUCGCCUCUCCCCUCUCACUUACUGCACCAUGGCCCAUUCCCUCUCCUCUCACCUGAUGUUCCCUCAUGCCCAGUCCCUCCUCAACUUCCUCGUCUCCCGCAAGGGCAACAACUCCGCUUCCUCACUCUUUCACUCCCUUCUCCGCUCCAGACCCCGAUCCCCCUCCAGUCCUCCUCGCUCCGCUUUCGUAUUCGAAGCGUUGAUCGUCGCCUACACGGAUUUCGGUCUCCUGCCCGAUGCGAUUCAGUCCUUCAGGCUGUCGAAAAAGCACAACCUCCCGAUCCCGUUUCGGGCUUGCAGGCACUUGCUCGAUCGGAUGUUGAAGACUAGCUCCCCUGAAGCAGCGUCCGAGUUUCAUAAGGAGAUCCUGGACUCUGGGUAUCCACCCAGUGUCUACUCUUUCAAUCUUCUGAUGCAUAGAUUCUGCAAAGUGGGUAAGACCAAGAACGCCCAGAUUCUGUUUGAUGGAAUGGCGGAGUGGGGUCUGGCUCCUACUGCCGUUAGUUUCAACACUUUGAUCAGCGGAUAUUGUAGAGCUGGAGAUCUCGAGGAGGCUCUCAGAUUAAAGGGAGUUAUGGAGGAGAGGGGAGUGUGCCCCGAUGUGUUCACCUUCACUGGCUUGAUCAGUGGUAUGUGCAAGGAGAGCAGGCUGGACGACGCAAACCAGCUGUUCCAAGAAAUGCGCGACAGAGAUUUAGCCCCAAGUGACGUUACGUUCACUGCUCUGAUUGAUGGGCACUGCAAGAAUGGUCGGAUCCCCUUUGCUCUCGACAUUUAUCAGCAAAUGCUGAGGGCUGGUCUGGGUCCUGAUCUAGUUACUUACAAUACGCUCAUCAAUGGCCAUUGCAGGGCGGGAGACCUAAAAUCGGCAAGGAAGCUUGUCGGCGAAAUGAUUGUAAUGGGAUUGAAGCCCGACAAGAUCACAUACACCACUCUUAUUGAUGGUUGCUGCAGAGAGGGAGACAUAGAAUCUGCCUUGAAGUAUGGGCAGCAAAUGGUCGGGGAAGGGAUUGAAUUCGAUCACGUGGCAUUUACAGCCCUUAUAUCUGGGCUCUGUAGAGAAGGCCAAAUUGUGGAUGCUGAAAGAACGCUUAGAGAGAUGCUAAAGGCCGGGAUAGAGCCUGACAAUGCAACGUACACUAUGGUGAUUGACGGGUUCUGCAAGAAGGGUGACAGUAGGAUGGGCAUGAAGAUACUCAAGGAGAUGCAGCGUGACGGGCAUAAACCGGGAGUCGUGACAUAUAAUGCGCUCAUGAAUGGAUUUUGCAAGCAGGGUCAGAUGAAGAAUGCCGGUAUGCUCUUGGAUGCUAUGCUGAAUGUAGGGGUGGUCCCUGAUGACAUUACGUACAACAUUUUAUUAGAAGGGCAGCGCAAGCAUGGAAACUCGAUCAAUUUUGAUAAACUAAUAAGGAAUGAGAAGGGGGUCGUUCAAGACUAUGCUUCUUACACUGCAUUGGUAAAUGAGCUGAGGAAAAGUUCGAGAUCGCACAGGACUCGAUGACCGUUGAUAUCUCAUCUCAGAGAAGUAGUUUUUGCCUUAAAUGGAUGAACAGAGUGGUAAUCACCGAGUUCAGAUAAGAGUUGGUUGGAGAAACUCAAGGAAUACGGCGUGGCGUCUCCUGUCAGCAGCAUUCUGAUGUGCUGUAAUUCAUUCAGGGUCAGAUGGGAAGUUGCGACGGCACAUGCCCUGCUUGAUGGGAGAUUUUCCUUGACGAAUGGUGCAUGGGUGACAUUGAAGGCUGAGUGGUUCCAAUUCCAAACUCUUUCCUGGAUCUGGGAAGCAAAACUAAACACAUACGUGAAGGAAAGACAGCGCGGAAUGGCGAGUUAACGGAAUUAGAAUUCUUCAACCCCCAUCCAGAAGUGAAUAGUGGGUGCAUCAGUUGCAGUUGCAAAAUGGAGCAUGAUCUAAUAUUCAUGUUACACAAAGCUGCAGCGCACGAGCUCUUGUCAGUUUGUCAGAAAGACUAUAGAUAGUGACCGAGCUAGAGCAUGGCAUAUAUUAAAUUAUAUAAUUUAUUAAAAAUAAAUACAAUAACAGAGUAGUCCAUGUCAUCUAAAUAAUAACAGAGUAGGACACGACCUGGAUCGCGUCAGUUUGGAUUCGGCCCAAUUAGGCCUGGUGGGAUCCGAACUGAUUGUGGAUGAUAGAGGGGGCUGCACUCGAAACAUCUCGGCCUCUCCCUCUUUUGUUCUCUUGUUGCAGGUGCCUUCCCUGGCAUGCCGAAUUGGUCGGCUCCUGGUAUGCUACUAGCUAGAUUGAUUGGCUCCUUGGCGCCUUUCUUGGCUUCGCUGGAUUGGUUGGUGCCGCUUGUCUUCCUCGGCCUGGAUUAUUGGUCUAAUUUGGUGGCCCGACUUCGUGAUUGGUUCACAGAGCACGAGGAUCUUUUCCUUGUUUACCGGGGUCCAUGCGUAACGGCAGAGGAUUUUGAUCGGAAUUUCGGAUAGCUACUAUUUUAUUUUUCACCUCUAUUCCUCUGUGUAGUAUGGGAGAUCCAAUUAUUUAUGAUCUAAUAUUCAUUUUCUUAUGCAUUUUACCUUGUACUCUUGUCGUAUAAUUUUUUUUUUUGAGAGAGAGAGAGGGAGGGAGGGACCCCUACUACUACGCCCCUACAAAAUGUUUUCCUACUAGGAAAAUAAUUACGAAACAUUGUUCUUUGAAUCAGUCAAUAGCAUGUAUAUUUCAGUUGA